GUCAUUUUCAUUGUGAGAAAACAUAAACAACACCGCAAUUUUGCGAAUUUUACUAGCAAGCUAGUUUUCGAUUUCACAAAAACAGUAAUUUUAACCAGUGACCCGUGCAAACGCAGUAAAAUGUUUUCGUUUUUCAAAAGCAAAAAACCUAGUCCCGAUCACACGCCGUCGGAGGCCAUCCCGGGACCUAUUCCCCCGGCCCCGAAAGAGGACGACUUCAUUUUCGUCGAACGGAAGGGAUCGACUCCUUCACCCUCGGGCUCCGGAGGAAUGGCGAACGAUUCACCUUCCCGGAGCCUUUACCCGAGCAUACCGGCGGGAAUUCCUGGCGGAGCUGCAGCAGCAGUGACACCAGUGCGGCAACACAGUGAGGAAAAGGCUGGCCACCACGUACUGCAUGGAGUGCCGUUCAAACUUUCACCGGAACUGGCCAAGGAUAGCAGCCACUGGGAGGUGACGCAGUUUCACGCGAACGAAACGCUGUCCUUCAUCACGAAAUCGGCCGCCGUCCGGGUGGAAUACGAUUUCAGCUUGGAACGGGGCGUGCUGUACGAUGGGUAGAUGAACGAUCGAUGAUAUUAGGGUUUGUUUUUUUCUGAUUUUUGGAGGCUCAAAUUUAUCGCGAAAAGAUUGUGGGCUUUCGAUCAAGCAAAUGUGUUGCAUCAGCUUUAUUGUGCCCUUGCACUGUGGUAAGAAAAUCCUUUAGAUAAUGGAUAGAAUGGAUAAACUAUUAAAUAUAUUUAAACAUGAAAAGUCGUCGACGAAGGUUACACGGAAGAAGUGAAGAUAGGUAAUUAAUCAAUUAUAGACAAUGUUCGAUCAACUUUACAGCUUUAGAAAGCCAUAUUAUAUGUAUACCGAUGUAAUGGUUAAGUUAUAACGAAUAAAGCGUUAAUCGCA
This is a messenger RNA of Aedes albopictus (Asian tiger mosquito), 900 nucleotides long. RefSeq lists its product as uncharacterized. NCBI's taxonomy places the organism in Eukaryota, Metazoa, Arthropoda, Insecta, Diptera, Culicidae. The transcript has a single exon. The record is from RefSeq and is a predicted model, not a curated record. Bases 121 to 561 code for a protein of 146 amino acids.